AUGAGAGAAAAACGGAACCUGCUCUCUGCUUUUAAUGCUGAGGCAGAGGUAGCUUCACAAAAGGAGAUGGCGCUGGCGCAGGGAGAGGAAGCUUCGGAAAUGGAGGGGGCGCAGACACUGGCUGAACUAUCAGAUACAGAACGUGCUGGGCUUGCGGCGGAUGCCCAGGUGCCAGACCUUUUCAAAUUGGUUUACAUAGACCCUUUUGCGUUUAUUGACGAGAACUGGGGUAAUGAAGAAGCGAAACAAAAGAAAGCAAAAAUUAGAGCGUAUAUUGCACAGCAUCAGGGGGAAGACGCAGCCACUUUUGCAGAAAAGUUUAACGCGGGUGAGUUUGAUGACGAUGAAGAUAUGGACAUUAUGUCCCUGAAGCAUUGGACAGCGGAGGAGUUGGAGGAAAUUUUGCAUGAACGUGCACAGCAAAACGAUGUGCUUGCAGAGGAUGGGGCAGAACAGCCAGAGGUUAGUGGGGGGGAUGGGACCAUGAAGCUAGGGACCGGUGUUGAUAUGUUCGAUCCGCUGGCAGCAAUCCAGCCGGAGCCCCCUUUGGUUGUAGAAAAGGAGGACAUUACGCUCGAGCCUCCGACCCGGGCACAGAUGGACGAGCUUCAGGCUUUCAUCCAAGGACUUGCACACCAGGAUAUAACACGGGGCACAGAAUGGGGCUCAGGAGGAAGAGCGGAGAAGAAGCGCAGUGGGGUAAAGGGCGCAAACCUCAAGGCAACGGCAAGCGGCAAGGGAAAGGCACCGGAAAGUCAGAACACACAGGCUGGCAAAGAGACUGCCCGGCGGCUUGGUACCGACGAAGACGGCAAGUUCAGCCGCCGUGGAGCACGCCUCGGGCACAAACGUGAGAAGGUCGAGUACGACCCCGGCAAAGCGGACGAGAAGAGGUGGAAGACCGCAAAUCAAAUCGAACGGGAGGCAAGAGAGAGGGCGACAAAGGAUGCUAAACGGGCGCAGAAGGCGGAGUUGCAACGCCAGACGCGAAUGGCUGCGGAGCGCGGGGCUCGGGAAGCUGCACAUGGGCCUCAGGGAGGAGCUGAAACGUCGAAGCAGGGUGGAAAGAUGGGGAAGGGAGCGGCUUGA
Molecule: messenger RNA, 1089 nt
Organism: Klebsormidium nitens
Lineage: Eukaryota; Viridiplantae; Streptophyta; Klebsormidiophyceae; Klebsormidiales; Klebsormidiaceae
Source: the annotation of a GenBank genome assembly